UCUUAGCUGUUAGCUGCUCUAGCGGUGUCAAUGGCCUCUUUGAUGAUCGGUUACUCCACUUCCUACACAUCCCCUGCUUUAGUUUCGAUGCGAGAUAAUACGACAGCCACAUUCGAAGUAACUAUGGAUAUGGAACAGAUCUUUGUACAAGUACCUACUUCUGGAUUCAAGUCAAUGUCCCUCGUCUUCCCUACCAAUUCCAACUUACAAAAAUCGAGGCUAUGUGGAUAGGAUCGAUCAUGCCACUGAGCGCACUUAUUGGAGGUAUAAUCGGUGGUCCAUGUAUUGAAUAUAUUGGUAGAAGAAACACUAUUCUGAGCACUGCCUUACCGUUUCUUGCAGGCUGGUUAUUUAUCGCACUAGCAACAAAUGUUGCGAUGAUAUUGAUUGGGCGCAGUAUAUGCGGUUUCUGCGUCGGUAUUGCUUCUCUUUCUUUGCCAGUUUAUCUUGGAGAAUCUAUACAACCAGAAGUACGUGGCUCACUUGGUCUCUUACCAACCGUUUUUGGUAAUACAGGAAUCUUAAUCUGCUUCACAGCUGGAAUGUAUCUAGCUUGGCGAAAUCUUGCAUUACUAGGUGCCUGUAUACCGAUACUAUUUUUGAUCCUGAUGUUCCUAAUUCCUGAAACGCCAAGAUGGUACAUUUCGAAAGGGAAAAUAAAAGAAGCACGAAAAUCGUUGCAAUGGUUGCGGGGCAAGACUGCCGAUAUUAGCGAAGAAUUAGAUUCCAUUCAAAAAAUGCAUAUCGAAAGUGAACGUAUCGCUACAGAGGGUGCUUUCAUAGAACUUUUCAGGAAAAAUCAUAUAAAACCGGUUUUUAUUUCGCUUGGCCUAAUGUUCUUUCAACAGUUUUCAGGAAUCAAUGCGGUCAUAUUUUACACAGUUCAAAUUUUCAAGGACGCUGGAAGUACUAUAGACGAAAAUCUUUCCACCAUCAUCGUAGGUCUCGUAAAUUUCAUUUCAACGUUCGUUGCAGCAAUGAUCAUAGAUAGACUGGGCCGAAAAAUGUUGCUCUAUAUAAGUAGUAUAUUGAUGUGUAUAACUUUAUUCACGUUCGGCACUUUUUUUUAUGUGAAAGAAUUAAUGGAUGUUACUGCAUUUGGUUGGGUUCCAUUAAUGAGUCUGAUUGUUUAUGUGAUCGGGUUCUCAUUUGGUUUUGGUCCGAUCCCAUGGUUAAUGAUGGGCGAGAUCUUACCAGUUAAGAUACGCGGUACGGCUGCCAGUGUUGCAACGGCUUUCAAUUGGUCCUGCACAUUCGUCGUUACGAAAACUUACGAAGAUUUAGUUUCCCAUAUCGGCCCAUAUGGAACCUUUUGGCUGUUCGGUACGCUCGUAGCAAUAGCAUUCAUUUUUGUAAUUAUUUGCGUACCAGAAACACGAGGACGAUCUCUCGAAGAAAUCGAAAGAAGAUUCGCUGGACCGGUGAGAAGAACGAGUGCGAUCGCCAAUUUAAAACCGAUGCCAAUAACCAUUUAAUGCUGGUUAAUCGUUCCUAUCAUUUUCUUGCUUUAUAUCUUUUCUUUUUGAUAAUUAGUUAAUCAAUCUGUUCGAUCGAUGAUCAAUUGCCUUUCGUUUUAUCAAACAAACGAAUAUGUAUUAUAGUUCAUUCUGUCGAUCAGAACGAACAGAUUUAAUAAUAGUCUUCCGGAUCGUCUUUCUUUUCUUUUUUUUUUAAAUUUAAAUUCAAAUGCGCGCAAUUAUUCUCUGUUAAGUUCUUUUUCUCUGAUUCUCUCUUUAUUACAAUUACAUUGAUCUUCACAUGCAUAAUGAUUGAUCAUAGCAAUAAGUUUUUGAUCGCCAAAAUUUAUAUUGUUGUGUCUUAUCUUAUUGAAAAAAAAAUUAAAACAAAAAACGUGAUAAAUCAAAUAAAAAGAAUUGGAGAAAACAUAACAAAAAAAAAAAAAAAAAUAAUAGAACAAUAGAUCAGAGAACAAUAAAGAGAGUUUCAGAUAUUCAAUUUUCUGUACUUAUGAACUAUAUUUAUUUAUAAUUAGCCGAACAUUUAGCGAUAUAAUCGCGAAUGCAAGCUCAACAAAGAAAAUGAUCCGUUGAUUAGAUAUUAUACGUAACUGUUACUUUUCUUCUUUCGUUUUAGGGUCUACCUCAAAUUAGUACUUUUAUUAAAGGUAUACGAGUAGGUUAACAGCAAGUAUGAAUUAUUUAAUUAGUACACAUAACUUGUGUGCAUUAAUUUGCUGAUAUAUAUGCUGAUAUGUUGUACUUAAAAAAAUACGUAUAACCAGCAUUUAAAGGAAAAAAACGAAUUUCUUCCUUUUAUAUAGCAGCGACAAUAAAAUUCUAAUGUGACGGUCGUAUAUAUGUAUAAUUCUUAUGCAUCUUUAUGGAUGUAACCGUCGCAUUUAUACAGUUACCGAUUUACGUCAAUGAACAACUGCAUCAUUUAUCAACGAAUUAAAUCAUAAGAUAUACAUAUAAUUAAGAAAUAGAGAUAAAAAUAAUUGCGUUUAUUUUUCCAUUACCAAAAUUAAUGUAACUAAUUUAAAAAAAAAAAAAAAAAAUAUGAUCAACAAACGAAGAGAACAUAUGCAUGAUCGCGCACGAUUCAUCGAAUCUCUUAUAUAUGAGCUGUAUAUACUUUAAGAAAUGAUUUUUUCGUAAAUCUUUAAUAUGUAUUUCUAUACGUAAUUGUCUUUUACAAACGUGCGCUUUUAAUUUUUAGUUUUUAUUCUAAUUUCCGAUAAUAUAUCCAGAUUGAAUUUCGA
Messenger RNA from Apis florea (little honeybee), 2722 nucleotides. RefSeq names its product trehalose transporter 1 (gene Tret1). The record is from RefSeq and is a predicted model, not a curated record. Gene Ontology annotation, biological process: transmembrane transport; carbohydrate transport. Gene Ontology annotation, cellular component: membrane. NCBI's taxonomy places the organism in Eukaryota, Metazoa, Arthropoda, Insecta, Hymenoptera, Apidae. Gene Ontology annotation, molecular function: sugar transmembrane transporter activity.